Molecule: messenger RNA, 1656 nt
Organism: Raphanus sativus (radish)
Lineage: Eukaryota; Viridiplantae; Streptophyta; Magnoliopsida; Brassicales; Brassicaceae
Product: protein JINGUBANG-like
Exons: 1
Coding region: 116-1477 (453 amino acids)
Molecular function (GO): protein binding
Source: RefSeq, a predicted model, not a curated record
UCUAAUUACCUUUUUUCUCUCCUCUCCCCGUGAAUCAAUUAAUUUAAAGUUGUAAAUCUCCGAGGGGGGCCUAGAGGCGGAUAGUACUCCUUAGGAAAAAAAAUAUAACAAUACGAUGCAUUCUGAUCCGAAUCUCUCCUCCACAAUGACCGACCAGACAGAGGACGAGUUCGGCCUACGCAAUAGCAGUGCAUCUGCGGUUGGCACAGGCAUGUAUGAUAGAAUGAGCUGUGAAGGUUCUCCAGUAAUGAUGUCUCCCUGGAACCAAGCAACUCCAUUUACUCAAACCCAAUGGUCUAACAACGUCGAUGAAAAUCUACCUCAGAAUGGUCUUAUUGGCUCGCUUGUCCGCGAGGAAGGUCACAUAUAUUCUUUAGCGGCCACAAAAGAUCUUCUUUACACUGGCUCUGAUAGUAAGAACAUACGCGUGUGGAAGAAUCUAAAGGAGUUUAGUGCGUUUAAAUGCAACAGUGGGUUGGUAAAGGCCAUUGUGAUAUCAGGGGAAAAGAUUUUCACAGGCCACCAGGACGGUAAGAUUCGCGUUUGGAAAGUAUCUCCUAAGAACCAAGGCUCCCACAAACGCUCUGGAACGUUACCUACUUUGAAAGAUAUAUUCAAGGCCUCUCUCAAACCCAAAAACUACGUUGAGGUGAAGAAAAACCGCACCGCUCUUUGGAUCAAACACGCGGACGCUAUUUCUUGUUUGAGCCUAAAUGAGGAACAAGGGUUGUUGUAUUCUGCUUCGUGGGAUCGAACCAUUAAGGUGUGGAGGAUCUCUGAUUCGAAAUGUCUAGAAUCAAUCCCGGCUCACGAUGAUGCUGUAAACUCUGUGGUGUCAACAACGGAGGCGAUUGUGUUCUCUGGAUCAGCUGAUGGAACGGUGAAAGCAUGGAAGCGUGAACAGCAAGGAAAAUACACAAAACACACGCUCAUGCAGACGUUAACAAAGCAAGAAACUGCUAUCACGGCUUUGGCUGUGAAUAAAGAUGGUACAGCUGUAUACUUCGGUUCGAGCGAUGGUUUAGUGAAUUUUUGGGAGAGAGAUCAGAAGCAACUGAACUAUGGUGGUGUUUUGAAGGGACACAAACUUGCUGUUCUUUGCCUUGAAGUUGCAGGAAGUCUUGUCUUCAGUGGAUCUGCUGAUAAGACAAUAUGUGUGUGGAAGAGAGAUGGAAAUAUCCAUACAUGUCUCUCCGUACUAACUGGUCACACAGGUCCUGUAAAAUGUUUAGCGGUUGAAAGAGAUCUUGAAGUGUCAGAAGGGAAAGACCAAAAAUGGAUUGUAUAUAGUGGAAGUCUGGACAAGUCAGUAAAAGUAUGGGGAGUUUCAGAAUCCUUCAUUGACAUGAACCACAUGGGUACGAUGCAGCAGCAACAACAACAACAACAACAUGUCAUAUCGCAGUCCGAGCUUGUUAUGUCUGAUGGCAGUUUCUCUUCAUCAGUUGGAGGAGCCAGCAGUCAUCAGAGAGGUUAAUCAUGUUUUGUGAGUUUUCUCUAAAUAACAAAUUUGUAUUAAUGUCAAACAACUCAUCAAUUUUAAAAAUUAAAUUUUAAUUAUAAACAAAAACAAAAAGUUUAGCCUUAUGAUGCAGUACUAUUGUGUAUUAUGGAGUUGAGUUUGAGACUUUUUUAAUAUAAAGGUUUGUUAUUAUU